Molecule: messenger RNA, 1442 nt
Organism: Rhopalosiphum maidis (corn leaf aphid)
Lineage: Eukaryota; Metazoa; Arthropoda; Insecta; Hemiptera; Aphididae
Exons: 4
Coding region: 320-1177 (285 amino acids)
Source: RefSeq, a predicted model, not a curated record
GGAGGGAAGGAAAAAAAUAGCAACCGAUUUUGGAUGGAAACGUUUAUGUCGGGCGCUAUUGUUUAACGGUUCACUUGUCGCGACAAUGUUUUUUCGCCAAUUCACGCGACGACAGCAAUAAUUAUACAUAUACAUAAACCGGAUUCGUAUUUAUUGGCGGUGGCGGAGGCGGAUCACACACCCCGACGAUCACGGCGACGGCGCCCGCUCGUUAGCGGUAUAAUAUACCGACAUCCGUCAGUCAUUAACCUUCCGUGCACUGUAGCCGUCGUAGCUCUGUGCGGAGAACGGACAUCACCGUACCACUCGCCACGAAGACAUGCAUCACCCGCCGUGGUCGCCACUGUGUCUCGUCCUGUGUCUGGUCGUCGGGGCAGAAGUCCUACUGGCCGCCGAAAACGUCACGUCCAUCCCGAUACAGGAAAGUCCACAAGCACGAUGCUCAAAUAAUUACACGAUGACUUGUGUUAAGAGGGACGUGCUUUUGCUCCUGGACGGUCUGGAUGGCGAACGAAGCUAUGAAAUUUAUCCAGGAUUUACAUUAUUUCAGAGGCGUAGUUCGUCUGCUAGCCUACUGACGACCAAUGAGUCACUGUAUACGGCUAACUCUAGCCAGCUGGACCACAUGAUCGCCAAACGACUCAAUGAUUAUGUGGAAAGCAUCGAUCUGCGGGUCAGACUCCUCAAUCCGAUCAACGCAACAGCCCGAUCGGUUGGUAACAGCAUGUUUGAACGGAUAUUGCCGUUUCUCAGAAUGAGUAGAAAAAAGAAAGACUAUCACGGAUUAUACUGGGCGGCGGGCACGAUGGCUGCUGUCGGAGCCAGUGCUCUGAUAGCACUUUCCAGCAAAGCUCUGAUGACGGCGGGUGCGGCAUUAGCACUAGCCAUCUACAGCUGCAUGAAAGGCGGAGGCGGCGGUGGUGGCAAGGGCGGUGGCAGUCACCUAACUGCUACGCUGAUGGAGGAGAGCACACUGGUGCCGCACAGGCAGUGUGCCGAAGCGGUGGUGGACAUUUCGGGUAUGCACAACUAUCCGGCGGAAGUGGAACGAUAUCCCGGGUCACGGAAGACAGUAGACAUCGUGUCACCCGCCAUGCCCGUCUACAGGAUCCACCAGACGUCUGAGGACUAUUCAUCGUCGUAUGGUUUGUCUCAGUCUCAAGCCCAGUACCCAUAACGUCCUCGGACAACCAUGGUCAGUGGUGACAUUUACGACUAUAAUGGCGAUAUCUAAAACCUAAAAUUGUUUCAUCAUACAAAUUAUAUAAAUAAAUUAAGCAAAACAAAAAAUAGGACUGCCCCUUCAGUCAAAUAAGUAUCACAUUUGAAUUAAACUGUUCUUACAUGCUAGCUAUUUAAAUUUUAAAUUUUGACGUAUUGAAGUUUACACGAAAAUGUAAGAUUUUAAUUAUUAUCGGAUCCUAUUAACUACGACUACUCAA